This is a messenger RNA of Truncatella angustata, 1104 nucleotides long. RefSeq names its product GTP-binding protein RBG1. The record is from RefSeq and is a predicted model, not a curated record. Gene Ontology annotation, molecular function: GTP binding; GTPase activity. The transcript has 7 exons. Bases 1 to 1104 code for a protein of 367 amino acids. Gene Ontology annotation, biological process: cytoplasmic translation. Gene Ontology annotation, cellular component: cytoplasm. NCBI's taxonomy places the organism in Eukaryota, Fungi, Ascomycota, Sordariomycetes, Amphisphaeriales, Sporocadaceae.
AUGUCGACUACAGUGGACAAGAUCAAGGAUAUCGAGGCCGAAAUGGCCCGAACCCAAAAGAACAAGGCAACUUCGUUUCAUUUGGGUCAGCUAAAGGCCAAGUUGGCUAAGCUGAAGCGAGAGCUGCUCACUCCUUCCAGCGGAGGCGGCGGUGGUGGUGCUGGUUUCGAUGUUGCAAGAACCGGUGUUGCUAGUGUUGGAUUUAUUGGUUUCCCCUCAGUGGGAAAGAGUACACUCAUGAGUAGACUUACUGGACAGCAUUCCGAGGUUGCUGCUUACGAAUUCACCACCUUGACUUCGGUACCGGGUCAAGUCACGUACAAUGGAGCCCCUCUGCAGAUGAUCGAUCUUCCAGGUAUUAUUGAGGGUGCUAAGGAUGGUCGUGGACGUGGUCGUCAAGUUAUUGCUGUCGCAAAAACGUGCCAUCUUAUUUUCAUCGUUCUCGAUGUCAAUAAACCACUCACGGACAAGCGAGUUAUUGAGACCGAACUGGAAGGUUUCGGUAUUCGUAUUAAUAAGGGGCCACCAAACAUCACUUUCAAGAAGAAGGAUAAGGGUGGUUUGAAUAUCUCCAGCACGGUACCUUUGACCCACAUCGAUAAUGACGAGAUCAAGGCUGUGAUGAACGAGUAUCGUAUCAACUCUGCCGAUAUCGCCAUUCGUUGUGACGCCACAGUCGACGAUCUCAUCGAUGUGUUGGAAGCAAAGAGCCGUAGUUAUAUUCCGGUCAUCUACGUACUCAACAAGAUUGACGCCAUCAGCAUCGAGGAACUUGACCUGCUUUACAGGAUUCCCAACGCUGUGCCCAUCAGUUCCGAGCAUGGCUGGAAUAUCGACGAAUUGAUGGAAGCAAUGUGGGAGAAACUCCAGCUAGUACGCGUGUAUACCAAGCCAAAAGGCAAGAUGCCGGACUAUACUCAACCUGUCGUGCUCCGUUCGACAAGAUGUACGGUCGAGGAUUUCUGUAACGCAAUUCAUCGUACCAUCGCGGAACAAUUCAAAACGGCUAUCGUUUACGGCAAAUCUGUCAAGCAUCAGCCGCAGCGCGUGGGCCUGAGUCACGAACUAGCGGACGAAGAUAUUGUUACGAUCGUCAAGAGAUGA